Molecule: messenger RNA, 2851 nt
Organism: Portunus trituberculatus (swimming crab)
Lineage: Eukaryota; Metazoa; Arthropoda; Malacostraca; Decapoda; Portunidae
Product: lipase maturation factor 1-like
Exons: 12
Coding region: 402-2165 (587 amino acids)
Biological process (GO): protein maturation
Cellular component (GO): endoplasmic reticulum membrane
Source: RefSeq, a predicted model, not a curated record
ACUUGCAAACGCCACCACAACAAAACUGUCAGCUGUCAGAUAGUGUGAGUGUUGGUCCUGCGCUCAGCUGCUCACCACCUCCCCUUUAGCUGACGGGAGGACGGCACGCCUAUUCCUCACGUCACGGCCACGACAGGUGUGAGACAGGUGUGGGGCGGCUGCUGGCGGGACAUGACUGGCUGACGUGAUGGAAGAGACAGGAGACAUGAGCAUCAGGAGGAGGAGGGGGAGGGAAGGAGAGGAGACCGAAAGCAGGUGGGAAGGACAGGUGGAGGAGGAAGAGGAAGAGACCUUGCUGGACCUGGAUGAGGUGGUAAAGGAAAGAAAAGAGAAGACAAAAGAAGGACAAGAGAAGGAGGAUGAAGACAAAGAAGGAAAGGAAAGUAAUAAGGAUGUGAAAAAUGACAAAACAAAGAGAGACCACAAGAAGAACAAGAAAGAAAAGGAAGAAGAGAAAGGUAAAGAAAGGAUGUGAAUAUAAGCAAAAGGAGGAAGAUACAGGAGAUAAACCACUGAUGGAGAAGGAAGAGGAAUCACAGGAGAAGGACAAGAAGAGUGAGGAGGAGAGUGAGGGAAGAGCAGAGAGGCAUGAUGCAACUCUUCUUCCUGACUCUUACUGGUUAACAAGAAUUGUGUACCUGCGCUUCCUUGCCUUCAUAUAUGCUGUGGCCUUCCUGGUGGCACUGCAUCAGAACAAACAGCUGAUUGGUGACAAUGGACUCCUGCCUGUCAAAAAUUAUAUGCAGCUUGUUGCCAAAAGGGCUGGCAGUGACUGGUGGGAGAGGAUCAAGGCUGCCCCGACACUGCUGUGGCUGGCCGAGCCUUGGACCACGGUUGACCCAUGGCUAGACCUCAUUGCUGGAGCUGGUCUGACCCUGGCGUGUGUGGUGCUGCUGCUGGGGGCUGCCAAUGUGUUCAUCAUGCUCGCCCUCUGGAUCCUCUAUCACUCCCUCGUGGCUGUAGGCCAGCAGUGGUACGGCUUUGGGUGGGAGUCACAGCUGCUGGAGACGGGCCUACUAGGGGUGUGGGGAGUGCCACUACUCUCCCUGCGGCGCCUCCCUACCAGCAGCCCGCCCCCCCUGGUCCUGGUAUGGGGGCUGCGCUGGCUCAUCUUCCGCAUCAUGAUGGGGGCAGGGCUCAUCAAGGUGAGAGGGGACCCAUGCUGGAUGGACCUCACCUGCAUGAACUACCACUACCAGACCCAGCCAGUGCCCAAUCCCAUGUCAUAUUAUCUGCAUCAGUCCCCUGAGGUGAUCCACAAGCUGGAAACACUGGGCAACCACAUCAUUGAGCUGCUGCUGCCCCUCUUCACCUUCCUGCCACGGUCCUUCAUGAUCACCUGUGGCAUUGGGCAGAUCAUGUUCCAGGUGAUCCUCAUCAUCUCAGGUAACCUCAGCUUCCUCAACUGGCUGACCAUCGUGCCCAGCUUGGCAUACUUUGAUGACCGCUGGUACGCUGGCCUCUUCUCCCGGGCCACUCACCGCAGGGUGGCCCACCUGCAGCACCUCCAGCAGAGAGACUCACCCCUUGUUGAUCCUGGGAACACUCGUAAGGCAGUCAACGUGUCGGUAGGAAUCAUGGUGGCAUUCCUGAGUCUGCCGGUCGUGGUGAACCUCCUCUCGUCACGCCAAGCCAUGAAUACCUCCUUUGAACCCUUCAGAAUUGUCAACACCUAUGGGGCCUUUGGCAGCAUUACCAAGCAGCGCACAGAGGUGGUGUUUGAGGGCACACACCACUCCAAUCCUGAGUCUCCUUCAGCAGUAUGGGAAGAGUAUGAGUUUAAGUGCAAGCCUGGCAGGGUAGACCGCACCCCCUGCCUCAUCUCCCCCUACCACUACCGCCUCGACUGGCUCAUGUGGUUUGCGGCUUUCCAGAGAUACAGUGACAACCCUUGGCUGGUCCACCUGGCUGGCAAGUUCUUGGUGAAUGACAAGACAGUGUCAAGCCUCAUAGCUCACAACCCCUUCCUCGGCAAGGAGCCCCCGAGGUUUGUGCGAGCCCUCCACUACAGCUACAACUACACCUCAGUGGGCAGCGGCAGCCAGGACUGGUACACAAGGGAACUUAUUGGCACCUAUCUACCUCCCUUGGACAUUUCCACACUGAAGCCCAUAUUCAAGAGGAUGAACUGGGCCACAUUUGUCACGCCGGCCACUACCACUUAAGCCAGGCUGACGUGGUGAGGUGGCUGUGAUUAAAGUAGUGUUGGUUGACUUUCAGGGUGAUUUGUUUUCUUUUCUGAUAUUGUCUCUGUCUGUCUGUCUUUUCUUGGACAGUUGCCACAUUCCUCUAUUCUUAUUUGUUCAUUUGUUUCCUUAUAUCUCUCACACUUUACUAUUUGUUAAUUUUAAUUCCAGUUUCCUUCUCUGAUUUAUGCCAAAUUUUCCUGUUUAUUCAUUUAUGUUCAGUUAUGUUAUAGUAAUUGUGCAAUUCCUCUUUCUACUCUGCCUGAUUUUUUUCUUAAUUUCACAUGUUCUCGUUGAUCAGAAUAGUACUUAAAUUCUUUGUCUCUUGUUGGUGAUUCUUCUAUCCUCACUUCUCCGUAUCUACCACUGUAUCUCUGUCUGUCUGUGUGUCUGCGUGUUUGUCUGAGUGAUCUUCAGUUCUUCACAGGUUGCAGUUAAGCACAAACAAAGGAUCAGUUACAGUAUCUUUUUGUUGGUUCAUACUUAUCUACUUUGUUUUUGGAGGAUGUUUUCUAUUGACCUCCAGUUUUACAUUUAUCGUCAUGAAGCACAAAUGGAAACUAUCAAAACACAGGCAAAGGAGACUUCAUUUACAAAUUUGCUUAGCCUCUGGUCAUUAUCUUCUAAUUAACACAGGAUGCAAUAAAACUUGACAGUCUAGUUUA